AUGCUGAAUUCGAGGGGCAGCCGCCUCUGGAUCUGCACUCGAUGCGUUCGAUAUGCGACCAAACCUCAGCGACGAGGGAUUGUUUCCGCCGUGGCCCAGGCCUUUUCACCGAGCGCUCCGGUCGAUCAUGCAGCGAGCUCUGCUCACGAUGAUGCUGUUCUGCGCAGUUUGUUCGACGCACCCACCAGCAGAUCUUUCCCCAAAUUCAGCCUCAAGAAGAGCCAGGGACUCUUCAAGAACAGAUAUCUCACCAGCCCGGAUGGCUUCCUUCGAUUCGCCAAGGCAAACCUUGAACGGGCGACCAAGAUUGUUCACAGGGUCCUCAAUGCGUCCUCAGUGCAAGAAUACCAGGCCGUUGUCCGCGACCUGGACAGGCUUAGCGAUCUGCUCUGUCGAGUCCUGGACCUCUCAGACUUUGUUCGGAUGACGCAUCCGGACCCCCGAUUUCAAGAUGCGGCCGCCAAUGCGUGGGCGCUGGUUUACCAGUACAUGAACCAGCUCAACACCAUGACUGGCUUGAGCGACCAACUCAGCCAGGCUUUGGCCAUGCCUGAAGUUACAGAGGUGUGGUCGGAGGAGGAAAAGACUGUGGCGGAGCAACUCAAGCUGGACUUUAUGAAGUCAGCAGUCAAUCUACCCAAGGCUUCACGGGACAGAUUCGUCGAUCUAUCAUCACGUAUCAGUGAAAUUGGUUCGGCUUUUGUGCAAGGAAUGCAACCGGAGAGGAAGCAGAUAACUCUACCUGCUCACAAGUUCUACGGCCUUUAUCCUGGUCUGGCGGCGACUCUAAAGGUUCGCUCCGAGAUCACACUCCCUACUCUUGGAUCAGAAGCGGCAGCUGCACUUCAGAGUGUCUACGAUGAGGAUACUCGAAAAGAGAUCUACCUCGCUCAGCGAACCGCAUCUCGUGAAACGAUCCAGUAUCUUGAGGCCAUGCUGAGGCUGAGGGGCGAGCUUGCAGAGCUGGCAGGAUUUGAAAGUUAUGGUCACAUGGCUUUGAAGGACCGCAUGAUGGCAAAAUCGCCCGCCUCAGUGAUGCAGUUCCUCUUGGCCUUGAGGGACCAUAACACCCCUAUCAUCCAAGAUGAGUUGAGGGAGUUGGUAUUGAAGAAGCGCGAUAGGCUCAACAUCCCAGACUCUAAGCUCCAGGCCUGGGAUAGGGACUUUUAUAUGGAAAAGAUCCGAGCGGAUAUGAGAUCUCGAAAGCGUCAAGAAGACCAACUGAGCUCAUACUUCUCGGUGGGAACAGUGAUACAGGGUCUUUCCAGACUGUUUGACCGUCUCUACGGCAUUCGCCUGGUCCCGCGGGAAAGCCUCCCCGGAGAGACGUGGCACCCAGACGUCAAGCGACUUGAUGUCAUUGACGACAAGGGCGACCAGGUGGCUGUCCUGUAUUGCGAUCUAUUCUACCGCCCGCAAAAGUCACCAAACCCAGCCCACUUUACUGUUAGAUGCUCUCGCGAGAUUCUCCCUAGCGAAGUCGCCGAGAUUGCAGCUGAGCAGGACAGUGAUGCGCCGACCUUUGAGUCGGCUGAGAUGGCUGCCAACGACGGCAUGGAGAUCUCAACCAAGGAUGGAGUGCUGAAGCAGCUCCCGACCAUCGCCCUCGUCUGCGACUUUCCCAAGAGUGACAACUCCAAGGAGCCGGCCUUCUUGUCCUUCCACUCUGUCGAGACCCUCUUCCACGAGAUGGGCCAUGCCAUCCACUCCAUCCUCGCCCGGACAAGUUUCCAGAACGUGUCGGGCACCCGGUGUGCUACCGACUUUGCCGAGCUGCCAUCGACCCUCAUGGAGCACUUUGCCGCCGACCCAACCGUCCUCUCCCUAUUUGCCCGCCACUGGAGGUCGGACCAGCCGCUGCCCUACGAGCUCGUAGCUGAACGAGCCCGUCUCACCAAGCGUUUCGAGGGUAUCGAUACCGAACACCAGAUCAUCCUCGCCAUGGUUGACCAGGCCUACCACGCCCCCGACGUUGCAAACCUAGGCUUUGAUUCCACAGCCGUCUUCCAUGACAUUAAGGGCCGCUUCGCCCAUGGGCCCCAAGACCCUCCCAACACCUGUUGGCAGGGCUUCUUUGGUCAUCUGCACAGCUACGGAAGCACCUACUAUAGCUAUCUCUUCGAUCGUGUCCUAGCUGAGCGUGUCUGGCGUGUCGUGUUUAAGGCCGGCGAAAAUGGUGCUGCUAUCAGCCGUGAGAACGGAGAGCGGCUCAAGGAGAACCUGCUGAAGUGGGGAGGUGGCCGAGAUCCCUGGACAUGCUUGGCUGAGACGCUCCAGGACGAGAGACUUGCUCCUGGAGACGAAAAGUCAAUGGCCCUGGUUGGAAGCUGGGGAAUUAAGGAUGACCAUCACCCAUAG
This is a messenger RNA of Fusarium keratoplasticum, 2358 nucleotides long. Its product is annotated as Mitochondrial intermediate peptidase. Gene Ontology annotation, biological process: peptide metabolic process. NCBI's taxonomy places the organism in Eukaryota, Fungi, Ascomycota, Sordariomycetes, Hypocreales, Nectriaceae. The record is from RefSeq and is a predicted model, not a curated record. The transcript has a single exon. Gene Ontology annotation, molecular function: metalloendopeptidase activity. Bases 1 to 2358 code for a protein of 785 amino acids. Gene Ontology annotation, cellular component: mitochondrion.